Lactuca saligna is the source of this 708-nucleotide messenger RNA. The record is from the annotation of a GenBank genome assembly. Lineage: Eukaryota; Viridiplantae; Streptophyta; Magnoliopsida; Asterales; Asteraceae.
AUGGCUUCAUUCAUCAGAAAUUCCCAUCUUUCAUGGAGCGUUCUUGUGGUUCUAUACAUGACACUUCUUGUCUCUGUAUGUGAAGCUAGGGUUCACAGGGGUAAAGGAAGCGGCUUUGUUCGAACCAAAGGACCUAACUUUGUUCUCAAUGGGUCCCCUUUUCUAUUUAAUGGUUUUAAUGCGUAUUGGAUGAUGAAUGUUGCCACUGAUCCAAGCGAGAGGAUGAAAGUAACUCAAGUCCUACAAGAUGCUGCAAAUGCAGGUCUUUCUGUAUGCCGAACAUGGGCUUUUGAUGAUGGUGGCGACAAAGCUCUUCAGAUUUCACCAGGAGCAUACGACGAACGUGUUUUUCAGGGACUAGAUUUCGUCGUGGCAGAAGCAAGAAAAUAUGGUCUUCGGUUAAUAUUAAGUUUUGUUAACAAUUACAAAGACUUUGGAGGGAGACAACAAUACGUUAACUGGGCAAGAAGUUCUGGCGUUGAGAUCAACAGUGACGACGAUUUCUAUACCAACCCAAUAGUAAAAGGGUAUUAUAAGAACCACGUCCAAAGAGUUAUAACAAGGGUGAAUACUAUCACCAGGAUCGCAUAUCGUGACGACACCACAAUCAUGGCAUGGGAACUCAUAAACGAGCCCCGCUGCGAGGCUGAUUACUCUGGAAGAACAGUUAAUGUUUGGGUUGAAGAAAUGGCUUCCUUCGUCAAAUGA